Molecule: messenger RNA, 909 nt
Organism: Eurypyga helias (sunbittern)
Lineage: Eukaryota; Metazoa; Chordata; Aves; Eurypygiformes; Eurypygidae
Gene: CD276
Product: CD276 molecule
Exons: 7
Coding region: 16-909 (297 amino acids)
Source: RefSeq, a predicted model, not a curated record
GCCUUGGGACCACUGAUGCUCAGCCUGGCAGGUGCCAUGGAGAUCCAGGUCCCAGAUGAACCCGUGGUGGCUCUUUUCGGUCGGGAUGCUACCCUACACUGCUCCUUCUCCCCCGAGGCCAACUUCAGCCUCGAUGACCUGAGCCUCAUCUGGCAGCUGACGGACACCAAGCGCUUGGUCCACAGCUUCUCUGGUGGCCAAGACCAGCUGGCAGACCAGGGUGGGGGCUACGCCAACCGUACGGCCCUCUUCUAUGACCAGCUGGCCCAGGGGAACGUCUCACUGCUCCUUCGGCGUGUGGAGAUCUCGGAUGAGGGCAGCUUCACCUGCUUUGUCCGAGUCCGGGACUACAGCAGCGCAGCUGUGACGUUGCAGGUGGCAGCUCCUUACUCCAAGCCCAACAUGAACCUGGAGCCCAACAAGGACUUGAAGCCAGGAGAUCUGGCGGCCGUGACUUGCCACGCUUCCCACGGCUACCCCGAGGCCAGCGUCCUCUGGCAGGACAGCCGGGGCAGCAACAUCACAGAAAACAUCACCACGUCCCAGGUGGCCAACGAGGAAGGUCUCUUUGACGUGCACAGUGUCCUCCAGGUGCUGGUGGAGCCCAGCAGCACCUACUCCUGCCUGGUGCGAAACCCGGUGCUGCAGCAGGAAACCCAAGCUUCUGUUACCAUCACAGGCCAACACCUCGCCUUCCCUGCUGUGGCUCUCUGGGUGACGGUGGGACUCGCUGUCUGUGUCGUGGGGCUGCUCGCCGUUCUGGCGUACGUGUGCCAUAAGAAAAUCCGCCAGAGCUGUGAGGAAGAGGAGGAAAACGCAGGGACAGAGGAGCAGGACGAGGAAGGGGAAGAACCCAAAACAGCUCUGCAGCCUCUGAAGAGUGUGGAGAGCAAAGACGCUCGGGACUGA